UCACUCCCACAAUGCCUUUCGGGAGCUGCGCUGUCCUGCUGGCCAGGGGCUGCUCAAGAUGGCGGCUGACAGUGAGCCUGAGUCCGAAGUGUUCGAAAUCACAGAUUUCACCACCGCCUCCGAGUGGGAGAGAUUUAUUUCCAAAGUUGAAGAGGUUUUGAAUGACUGGAAGCUUAUUGGCAUUUCUUCAGGAAAACCUUUGGAAAAGGGCGUAUAUACCACUGAAACAUGGGAGGAGAAGUCAGAUGAAAUCGCUUUUGCUGAUUUUCGAUUCUCGGUGUCACAUCAUUAUCUUGUACAAGAAUCAAGUGACAAAGAUGCAAAAGAGGAACCAAUAGAAGAUGCCCUUCCAGUUGCCAUGCAAGAUCUUCUGUGUAUGAACAAUGAUUUUCCACCUAGAGCUCAUUGUCUAGUAAGAUGGUAUGGUUUGCGUGAAUUUCUAGUCAUUGCACCUGCAGCAAAUAAUGAUGCAGUUCUUAGUGAAUCCAAAUGUAAUCUCCUUUUGAGUUCAGUUUCUAUUGCAUUGGGGAACACAGGCUGCCAAGUACCUGUAUUUGUGCAAAUUCAUCACAAAUGGCGAAGAAUGUAUGUUGGAGAAUGUCAAGGGCCUGGAGUCAGAACAGACUUUGAAAUGGUUCAUCUUCGCAAAGUGCCCAGUCAGUAUACCCAUGUAUCAGGACUGUUGGACAUCUUCAAAUCUAAGAUUGGUUGCCCAUUAAUCCCAUUACCUCCAAUUAAUAUAAGUAUUAGACUUACUUAUGUACUUCAGGACUGGCAGCAAUAUUUCUGGCCUCAACAACCACCAGAUAUAGAUGCUUUAGUUGGCGGAGAAGUUGGAGGCCUAGAAUUCGGAAAGUUGCCAUUUGGUGCCUGUGAAGAUCCUAUCACUGAACUCCAUUUAGCAACUACGUGGCCUCAUCUAACGGAGGGUAUAAUUGUAGACAAUGAUGUUUAUUCAGACUUGGAUCCUGUACAAGCACCUCAGUGGUCCGUGAGAGUCAGAAAAGCCGAUAAUCCACAGUGCUUAUUGAGUGAUUUUGUAACUGAAUUUUUCAAACUCUGUCGUCGGAAAGAAUCAACUGAUGAGAUUCUUGGAAGAUCCACAUUUGAAGAAGAGGGGAAAGAUGCUGAUAUAAGCCAUGCUUUGUCAAAGCUCACAGAACCAGCACCAGUCCCAAUCCAUAAACUCUCAGUGACAAAUAUGGUUCACUCUGCAAAGAAAAAGAUUCGUAAACACAGAGGUAUAGAUGAAUCACCAUUAAAUAACGAAGUCCUCAAUACUAUUCUCUUGUACUUAUUUCCUGAUGCUGCUGAUAAAUCAACAGAUGGAUCUGAAGCCAGAUCUAGUACUUCAGCAGGAAGCCUUCCUCCCCCAGACAAUGAAGACUAUAAUCUCUACAUCCAAUUCAAAUCUGCUCCUUCAGUCAGUCUAACAUAUAAACUGGCCCUUUGCCUUUGUAUGAUCAACUUUUACCAUGGUGGGGUCAAAGGAGUUGCACAUCUCUGGCAGGAAUUUGUCCUGGAAAUGCGUUACAGAUGGGAGAACAACUUCUUCAUCCCAGGGUUAACCAGCGGUGCUCCAGACCUGAGAUGUUGCUUACUGCACCAGAAACUCCAGAUGUUAAACUGUUGCAUUGAAAGAAAGAAAGCAAGAGAUGAGGGGAGGAAAGUGAAUAAUUCCAAUCGCUGUUCUGGUGACACUGGGAAAACGAUUGACCUGACAGGUAGAGACUAUCCAAAAGACAGUGAUAAGGAAAAAGGAGAAGUAGGAAAAUCUUGGGAAUCCUGGAGUGACAGCGAAGACGAGUUUUUUGAAUGCUUAAGUGACACAGAGGAACUUAAAGGAAAUGGACAAGAAAGUGGGAAGAAAGGUGCUACAAAAGAAGGCAGCAAGGAAACCCUGGCAUUAAAGCCAGAAGGUCGUCUGCAUCAGCAUGGCAACUUGACUUUGCUUCAUCCUGGAGACCCUCUCUAUGUUCCAAUAACACAGGAACCAGCUCCUAUGACUGAAGAUCUACUAGAAGAACAAUCUGAAGUGUUGGCUAAACUGGGAACAUCAGCAGAAGGGGCCCAUCUUAGGGCUCGCAUGCAGAGUGCCUGCUUGCUCUCAGAUAUGGAAUCUUUCAAGGCUGCUAACCCUGGUUGUUGUCUGGAGGACUUUGUAAGAUGGUAUUCACCUCGGGAUUACAUAGAAGAGGAAACUGUGGAUGAAAAAGGGGAUGUAGUCAUCAAGGGUGAGCUGAGUGCCCGAAUGAAGAUUCCAAGUAAUAUGUGGGUUGAAGCAUGGGAGACAGCAAAGCCGAUUCCAGCAAGGAGGCAAAGACGACUCUUUGAUGACACUCGUGAGGCAGAGAAGGUAUUGCACUAUUUAGCGGUUCAGAAACCAGCAGAUCUUGCAAGGCAUCUUCUGCCUUGCGUCAUCCAUGCAGCUGUACUCAAGGUAAAAGAAGAAGAAUCACUGGAAGACAUUUCUUCAGUAAAGAAGAUAAUUAAGCAGACAAUCACGCAUUCCAGUAAAGUUCUCCGGUUUCCAAACCCAGAAGACAAAAAAUUAGAAGAAAUCAUCGGCCAGAUUAUGAGUGUGGAAGCCACCAUUGCCCGGGCAAGAUCACUGAAAGCAAAAUUUGGGAUAGAGAAAUGUGAGAAAGAAGAAGAACGCAAAGACCUAGAAAGAUUUGUGAACUCUUUUCUGGAACAGCCAGAAGUAUCGGUCAUUGGUGCUGGGAGAGGGCCUGCUGGUACUAUUAUUCACAAGCUUUUUGUGAGUGCACAGAGGCUGACUGAAUCUUCUGAGGAGGUUGCUACAAUGAUGCCCCUUGAUGAAGAUCUAAAGAGAUCUGGCUCUAUGGAUGAGAAACGGUUGAAUUCUGGAACAGUUGCAGAUUUCCCACCCCCAGCAGGGCGUGAAGUUAUUUUACGCACAACUAUUCCCCGACCUGCACCUUACUCUAAAUCUCUGCCUCAGCGAAUGUACAGUGUUCUUACAAAAGAGGAUUUCCGGCUUGCUGGUGCCUUUUCAUCUGACACAACGUUCUUCUGAAGUCACCAUCUGGUCUGCUGAUCUUGCAUCUUACGUUGGUGGAAGUGUUUUUCCAUGGAAAUAUAUACCCUGACAGGGUUGCUCUGCCCAAUCCUCUAGAGCUGCGAAUAAUCCUUUUGUGAGCUAGUAAAACAAUAAUAAUUCUCACAGACUAGUCAUUUAAGAGCAAUGCCUAUGCCAAACAAUUUCCUUAGAGAUGUUUGUAUAAUUUUAGAGUAAUUCUUUCUGGUCAGAGCCACUUUCUAUGGACUCCCCUGUCUACCUGCAGGUGUUAGGAGGGCUUUUGUGGGGUGCUGGGAACAGGAUUACUGGCUUUCAGAUAGAAAUCCAUUCCUAGUAAGUAAAUCUGCUUGCAGUAAUAAUGGAACUCUUAAAAGACCUGUAUAUUACUAUCAUGUAAAAGCUAAAUAUGAUACUUGUAGAAUUCCACGAUGUUGUGUGAAAGCUUACUGUGUUCAGUUUUAUGCUCAUCUAAAAUCAGAAUUAGGUAUGUAACUACCACCAUAAGUGAGUUCACACUAUUUAAACCUAUACAUAUUUUGGCCUAAUAAAAUGCAACUCACUUGUGGGUCUAUUUUGUUGUGUGCCUUACUGAAAAGGUGACCCAAUAUGUAAGUUAUUCUAUAACAUUGUGUGAUCCAGAAAAAUGUGUGAUAAAUGGUUUACUAUAAUAUAUAUACCACACCAUACAACCAGCAUCCUUUGCAUGGUAUGAAGUGUAUUAAACCAUGUGGCCCACUGGCUUUAAA
Elgaria multicarinata webbii is the source of this 3789-nucleotide messenger RNA. RefSeq names its product RAB3 GTPase activating protein catalytic subunit 1 (gene RAB3GAP1). The transcript has 25 exons. The coding region runs from base 59 to 3040 and encodes 993 amino acids. NCBI's taxonomy places the organism in Eukaryota, Metazoa, Chordata, Lepidosauria, Squamata, Anguidae. Gene Ontology annotation, molecular function: GTPase activator activity. The record is from RefSeq and is a predicted model, not a curated record. Gene Ontology annotation, biological process: positive regulation of GTPase activity.